Messenger RNA from Psammomys obesus (fat sand rat), 1119 nucleotides. Its product is annotated as transcription initiation factor TFIID subunit 7-like. The coding region runs from base 1 to 1119 and encodes 372 amino acids. NCBI's taxonomy places the organism in Eukaryota, Metazoa, Chordata, Mammalia, Rodentia, Muridae. Gene Ontology annotation, molecular function: RNA polymerase II general transcription initiation factor activity. Gene Ontology annotation, biological process: transcription initiation at RNA polymerase II promoter; RNA polymerase II preinitiation complex assembly. Gene Ontology annotation, cellular component: transcription factor TFIID complex. The transcript has 2 exons. The record is from RefSeq and is a predicted model, not a curated record.
AUGAGUAAAAGCCAAGAGGAACUUCCUCAUGAACUUGAGAACCAGUUCAUAUUGCGGCUGCCCCCAGAACAUGCCGCAGCUGUCAAGAAGAUCAUACAUUCUGGAAAUCCUGCCAUGAAAGAUAAACUGAAAAUUGACUUAUCUCCUGAUUCACGGCAUGCCGUUGUUCAGGUAAAUGACUUUUCACUGUCUGCCAAAGUUGUUGACUUGCCUUCUGUUAUUGAAAGCCUAAAGACUCACGAUAGAAAAACUUUUUAUAAAACAGCAGAUGUUUCCCAGAUGCUUUUGUGCAGUGCUGAUAGUGAUCUCCACUCUUCUCCAGAAGAACCAGCGGCUUCUUCUGCUGGUGUUACUGCAAUGGGAAACGAAGGGGAAGCAGAGAAAAAAUAUAUUUGGAAGCAUGGCAUUACUCCACCACUUAAGAAUGUCAGAAGGAAACGGUUUCGGAAACCAACAAAAAAGCCCCCUGAUAUGAAGCAAAGUGGAGAAAGCUGUAGUGGCUACAUUGAUUCGAAAGAUGUGGAAAAGGAAGUGAAAAGACUGUUGUGUUCAGAUGGUGAAGCCAUUAGCAGCCGAUGGGAAAUUAUUGUUGAUGAGGAAGCCAAGGCAGUACAAAGUCAAGCCAGUAUGCCAGUCUUUCCAGUGACAUCUGAAAUAGGAGGUCAUGUCUCAUCAGAAUAUGAAGAAGAGGAGGAGGUGGAUGAGGAGGAAGAGGAGGAAGAAGAGGAUGAAGAAGAGGAGGAGGAAGAGGAGGAAGAAGAGGAUGAGGAUGAAGAUGAAGAGGAGGAUGAGGAGGAGGAGGAGAAGGAAGAUGAUUCUGAAGAGGAUCUGGAAAGAGAGCUACAAGCUAAGUUUAUUGAGUUUAGCUUGUGUGAAGCUAAUGAAGACUGCAGUUCAAUAAUUCUUGGAAUUCAGAAGCUGAUUCAUUACAAGGAGAAAAAGCUCCAAGAGAUUCAGGGCAAAGCACAAAGGCAGAUAUAUCUCCUUGGAAAAUUAGAAAACCUCACCCUCAAGAGUCAUUUCCAGUCUGUGCUGGAACAGCUAAAGUUACAGGAGAAGCAGAAGUAUGAGCAGAUCAUUUUCCUACAGGAACAACUGAAAUAUUUUUCGAAGAAAUAA